Messenger RNA from Hydatigera taeniaeformis, 1845 nucleotides. The record is from the annotation of a GenBank genome assembly. Lineage: Eukaryota; Metazoa; Platyhelminthes; Cestoda; Cyclophyllidea; Taeniidae.
AUGAUGGUGUCGCUGGUGCUUGUCCUCGCUCUUCUCCUGCAUUUCUCCGUUUCUGUAGACAUACAGCGGGGACCCGAGAACCCUUACGCUGAAUCCUCGAAAUGUGAACUUAUUCGCAUUCCCGCUUGUCAGGGUUUGCCCUACAAUACCACCAUUCUACCCAAUAUCAUGGGUCACGCUUCACAAGAAGAGGCUGGCCAGGACAUCACGCAAUAUAAUUCCCUUUGGCCUGCUAGUAUGCAGUGUGAGAACUUUCCAGAAAAUGGUCUCUGUGUUUCGGAGGAUAAGCCAGAGACGAAAGAGACUGUUGAAGCUACUUUAGAAUGCCCGGAAGAAAUGAGGGUUCCAUCGAGUUUUGAAUUUCGAAUUCGACUGAACAGCAAACAAGUCAUUCCUAAUUGUGGGAUGCCAUGUAGUCGUCACUUCUUUAGUCAAUCAAAAAGGAUUAAGUUUUCUCGAUUGUGGAUUGGAUUGUGGAGUGGAUUGUGUGCUGCAUCGACAUUGUUCACCAUCCUCACCUUCUUUAUUGAUAUCAAUCGAUUUCAAUACCCGGAAAGGCCAAUAAUCUUCCUGUCCAUGUGUUACUUCAUGGUGGCCGUUACAUACAUCACUGGACUUUCACUGGGCGACAAGAUUUCUUGCUCUGGGCCCUUCCCACCUGCCAGCUAUGACUCAGCCUCCAGCCUGACCUCCAAACCUCUCUCUUCCUCCUCCUAUCCGCUUCUCAUUACCCAGGGCACCAAGUUCGAGGGCUGCACUAUCCUCUUCAUGAUGCUCUACUUCUUUUCCAUGGCUGGACAUAUUUGGUGGGUUGUUUUAACCGUCACCUGGUAUCUCGCAGCUCGUUGCCACUGGGCUCACGAGGCUAUCUUUCGAAAUGCUCAGUACCUUCACUUUGCUGCGUGGGCCAUUCCUGCUGCUAUGACUAUCUGCCUUCUCGCUAUGGGCAAAGUUGAUGGCGAUCCUCUUUCUGGGGUCUGUUUCACAGGUUUAACAGAUCCAAUCAUUGUGCGAUACUUCCUUGUCGCUCCGCUCUGCAUCUCCCUUCUCUUGGGAGCUUGCUUCCUCAUCGCUGGAUUCGUCUCACUGUUCAAAAUUCGAACUAUCAUUAAGACGGGAGGAUCUAAGACUAACGAUUUGGAGAAGCUAAUCUUCCGAAUUGGGGUGUUCAGCCUACUCUACCUUCUUCCUGCUGCUGUUGUUAUCGCCUGUUACAUCUAUGAGUCGCAGAAAAUGGAUAGAUGGAUGUUGACUUGGUAUACCAACGAAGUGUGUCGAAAUUUUGACCUGAGGAAGAUUGCAGGCUCCUCCAAGUGCAUUAAACAGUUGCAUCAGAUUCUAGGCGAUACAGAACCACUUUCCUCCACUUCAGGUGGUGAUGUGUUCGAUAAAAUGGACACACCGACGUUCGAACUCUUUAUGAUUAAGUACCUCAUGACCCUGAUUGUGGGAAUAACCAGUGGCAUCUGGGUGUGGAGCUCCAAGACCCUUCAUUCGUGGCAUGUCUUUUUUGCGAGGUUAUGCAGGUGCACACCUCCGCCGCCACAGCCACUUCCAGCACCUCAAGGGAUUCAACAGACUGCAGCAGGUCAAGGAAAUCGACAAAUGCAGAAUCGUGGGGCUUUUUCAGGUAUAAAAGGCACACAGCAACAGCAGCAGGCAUUGUUGGAUGGUGGAAAAAUGUCGAUGGCUGAAUUGGGUGGAUCAACAAAUUGGUCAAGAGGACAACCAUCGGGCGCCCCUACAAGUGCUGAAAAUCCAGGAGGCGUAAGUCAUGCCGGUGGUUUCAAUUGGCCUCCACCCUCACAAACAAUGGGGUACUUUGAACACACUCCAUUACAAUGA